AUGAUACUUGAAGCAAGAUCUUCUGUGCUAGUUCGAAAGUACGACGAGCCAAAGGCUCAAGACCCCCCUCCGUACAGCGACAUUGAACGUUCGUAUGGCCCGGCCUAUCCCAGUACAAGUUCCAGAGCAGCGCCUGCAGCCUCACUAGCACCGCCGCCUUCGCUUUCUAUACGGCGUGCUGAUUCGGACUGCGCGCCCGUAAAUGGGCUUCACCUACAGAAACGGAAAGAAGACAUCACAGGAUCGUAUUGGGUUGAUCCAUGUCUGCCCGCGUCAGACACCCACCGCCCACCGAAGGGCUGGCGAGCCCCUCCUAAUGUUUCGUUCGAAACUCACCAAGGUGCCAUCAACGUCGAACUCUCUACUGCGUGCUUGCACGAAGGGCGGGCGAAAUCCAUAGCCAGAGCAUCAAGUCAUACAGGAGAUAUAACUGUCACACUAGCCGACGCGCAACCUGACCAAACCAUCAAUGUUGAUAUGACCUCCCGACGAGGGACUGUUGCCCUCUUCAUCCCUCGAAGCUUUUCCGGUGUCAUCCAGCUUACUACUCGGCGAGGGUCAAUGGAGCUUCUACCUGGCCUCUUGAAGAUCGCAAAAAUUGUGAACGAGACCGAAACCGAGACUCUUCUCAUGAUCGCUAACCCACGCACGGCGGCAUCAUCAUCAACGGCUAAUUAUUGCCAACUUUACUCGCGGUUUGGGAAACUAUACGUUGGUGUGAAGGGCGAGGACAAGUUGCUUCCCAAAGAACCUGGGAAGUGGGCGAAGUUCGCGCAGUACCUCGGUUAUCUAAACGCCGACUUCUACGGGAAGUUGAAAGCCAUCCACAUGAGAAGCGAUUAA
Pleurotus ostreatus (oyster mushroom) is the source of this 843-nucleotide messenger RNA. RefSeq lists its product as uncharacterized. Bases 1 to 843 code for a protein of 280 amino acids. The record is from RefSeq and is a predicted model, not a curated record. Lineage: Eukaryota; Fungi; Basidiomycota; Agaricomycetes; Agaricales; Pleurotaceae. The transcript is spliced from 6 exons.